This is a messenger RNA of Struthio camelus australis, 4655 nucleotides long. RefSeq names its product dual specificity tyrosine phosphorylation regulated kinase 4 (gene DYRK4). The record is from RefSeq and is a predicted model, not a curated record. Gene Ontology annotation, cellular component: nucleus; cytoskeleton; cytoplasm. NCBI's taxonomy places the organism in Eukaryota, Metazoa, Chordata, Aves, Struthioniformes, Struthionidae. Gene Ontology annotation, molecular function: ATP binding; protein serine/threonine/tyrosine kinase activity; protein serine/threonine kinase activity. Gene Ontology annotation, biological process: peptidyl-serine phosphorylation; peptidyl-threonine phosphorylation.
AUGGAGAAUCAAAUCCCAGACCAAGAAAGCAUCUCAUGUUUGCAGUCUUCCCACGUGGAUGCAUUUUCUCAGUCUCAGCUUACUGUUCAAGAGAUUGAUCAUCUGGGAUCUAAUAAAGUCUUCCAUCAGAAAGUUAAUCACAGUGUUAUUUCCCUCCCACCUCUGGAAGGCCAAGCAAAGCAUGGUUUGGGUGCAGACACUGCAAAGCCGCCCUGCCUUGAAAGGUGCCUGCCUCAAAUAACAAAAAAGAGCCUGCAGAAUGUGCUCCCCUCUCUUCAGGAAAACAAAACUCAACGUCAUUUUUUGCAAUUUAACCUUCCUGACAGUCUUCCUGAAAGUGAUACUAGAGACCAAGAAAAACCACCAGAAUUGGAAAGCACAAGCACUAAUGUCAAACUGCCUAUGACAGCAUCAGAAGCCUUGAAAUAUUUUAGAAACCAGUUAACAGUCUAUGAGCAAAAAGAAAUUUUCAAUUAUACAGAGCUAUGGUUUCUUGGGCUGGAAGCUAAAAAGAUUGACAGUUUGCCUGAAACCCAGAAUAAUUGUUAUGAUGAUGAACAUGGUUCCUACUUAAAGGUUUUACAUGACCAUAUUGCAUACCGAUAUGAAGUGCUGGAGAUCAUUGGGAAAGGGUCAUUUGGGCAAGUGGCUAAAUGUUUGGAUCAUAAAACCAAUGAAUUAGUGGCAGUGAAAAUAAUAAGGAAUAAGAAAAGAUUUCACAGCCAGGCCUUGGUGGAAGUGAAGAUCCUUGAUGCUCUUCUGAAGAAGGACAAAGACAAUACUCACAAUAUCAUCCACAUGAAGGAAUACUUCUACUUUCGCAAUCACUUCUGUAUUUCCUUUGAACUGCUGGGAAUAAAUUUAUAUGAGUUAAUAAAAAAGAACAAUUUCCAAGGCUUCAGUUUAUCUUUAAUUCGACGCUUCACUCAGUGUGUGCUGAGAUGUCUACAAAUGCUCUACCAGGAAAGAAUCAUUCACUGUGAUCUGAAACCUGAGAACAUAUUAUUAUACCACAAAGGCCAAGGUUCAGUUAAAGUUAUUGACUUUGGAUCAAGCUGCUAUGAACACCAAAGAGUGUACACAUAUGUUCAGAGCCGGUUUUAUCGCUCCCCUGAAGUGAUUCUUGGUCAUCCUUAUGCUAUGGCUGUUGAUAUGUGGAGCCUUGGCUGUAUAAUGGCUGAGCUUUACACAGGCUACCCACUGUUUCCAGGAGAAAAUGAAGUUGACCAACUUGCCUGCAUCAUGGAGGUAUUGGGUCUUCCGCCAGUUGAUUUUAUCGAGGCUGCAUCAAGAAGGCAAACAUUCUUUGAUUCCAAAGGUUUACCUAGAUCUAUAACCAACAGCAAGGGGAAAAAGAGAUGCCCAGACUCCAAAGAUCUAAGCACAUUGUUGAAAACCCAUGAUGCUGCUUUCCUGGACUUUCUAAAAGGAUGUCUAAUGUGGAAACCUGCCCUGCGUAUGACUCCAGAUGAAGCAAUGAAGCAUGCAUGGAUUCAGGAACCAAAUGCAUUCAGAGCAACACAGAAAACACAGAUCUCAAGGAAGAUGAAUGAUGGUUCUUUCUUUACACCAGAAAAGAGAAAAGAGAAUAUUUAAAAUAUCUGUCAAGACACUGUUGAUGAAGCAAAAAAUGAACUGCCUGAAAGACUGACUCCCACUAUGCCCUCCACAGGCUCAAUAGAAAAUGAAGUGCAGAACACAAGGAAACCUGUUAUUCCAGAGAAACAAUUGAAGACCCAGGUGGAAAAGGGUAUCAAAAAAAGUCAAGCAGAACACAGUGGUGAAAGAGCUCUUCAGAAAAAUUCUUUUUUUUUCCCACUAAUUAAGUAAUAUUUAAUACAAGCAAUGAUUGGUUCAGCCCCAUACCUAGCAUAUUUUGUAGGUAUGUACGCAGGAAUAUUACUUUAAGCUGCAUCUCUAUAUAUAUGGGCUGCAUAUAUUGUAGAUACUCUUAAUGUUCUUUUUACCCUGAAACAGUCCAAGCAGAAACAAAAUGUGAAAAACAUUCUUUUUCCUCACUAACAUCUUUGCUAUGAUCAGAGAUCCUUCAUAGCUAGCAGCACUAUUGCUAAUAAAUUGGAGAGUGCAGAGGUGGAGAGCAGCUUAUACUUAAUAUUAUAAUAGACUUUUGAAUUUAAGGGUUUUUGCUUCCUGGAGCUAACCAAACAAAUACAUUGAUCAAAGAAUCUGAAUCCUUUCACUUAUAUCAUCAUAAAUCAGGAAGAAUUCACAGAUAGGAUUACUGGUUUACUUUUGUAUAAAUAGUAAAAGAAAUCAAACUCAGCAUCUCCAUCUUCCUCCCUUUCUCCCUCUCUCUGAAUGAAGCACUAGAUGGAAGCCAUUGGCAUCUCUUCUUAGUAGACUUAGAAAUGUAUAUUAUGUUCUUUAGCUCUUUAGCAGCUACAAAGAGGAAUCAUAUUCUGUGCCUACUUCUGCAGGGAACCCACUCUGUAUUCAUAUCAACAAAAAGGAUGGAUUUCAGCGAAUUUUAAUUCAAGUAAAUUGUCCUCCAUAUGGAGUUUUAGUUAAUGCUCUGGAAGGACAGUUUUCUAUGACUCCUGAGCAGAGUCAUAAUUAAUUUAAAUAUUAAGCUCAUUGGACAAUUUAAACAUUAAGUUCUUUUCUUUGCAUUUAUAAAGUACCCAUUUCAUUAUGACUCUUAUCCUUUACUGUGGUGUACAGAUAGUACUGAAAUUUUUUUGAAAAGGAAAUUGUCGUAGAGACUAAGUAAUUGUAGGUGUCAAGAGUCACCAUAACAGCAAGUUCCCACAGGUGCUAUUUGCAAAGGAAAAAUCCGCAGGACAUGAGAACUCUCAUAACACAGCUCUUGCAUUCAAAUGAGUUAACAAGCCAUCUGGUAGGGUACAGAGGUGACUCCAUGACAAAAGGCCUACUGCAGUGUGCUUUCCUACUGAGAACAAAGUUAAUAGUAAGAGUGAUCUCAGAAGAACUGGAGCACAGAAAACAGUCUGCAAGAUACAGUGUGAUCAUUCUGUUGGUUUCAGGCAAGUCCCGAGACUCAUGAAGAAUCAUCUGGAAGACAGGUAACCCAAGCAGGGCAAUAGCCCAUUACUGAAUGUAAUUGAGCAGUGAAUUAUAGAAGUAUUUUGGCAGACAAAUAUCAUCCUUGUGUGAUAAAGCCAUCGCUGACAGGCUGCUCAGCUUGCAGUACCAGAAUGUCUGUACCUCUGGCUUCAAACACACUCCUUUGCAGUUCAGCCAUCCUCGAGACUACAAAAAGCUCCCAUAUUGACCAGAGUGAUGUGCUAGGAGAUAUGAGUUCUCUUGUGCAUCACAUUUCUUUCAUUACAUAGACUAUCCAGGGCAGGUGAACAUCUUGCAGAACAUAGCGAUGAAGAUGUGGGCAGAGUCUCAUAAUGUUUCACAGAGAAGGAGUUCCACCACGAUGAGAGCUGAACGAUUCAUAGUUUGUUACACAGAGUAUUCAGAUAAAGUGUUGUAGAUAUUUGAGAAUGAUUUGGGCUGUUUGCAGGUAACACAGAAGAAGCCAAGGGUUUAUGUUAAGUGCAAGGGUUCCAUGAAGACUAAUAACAGCAAAAGAGUAUCCUGAUACCAUGUAUCGUAAUAGACCAGAUUCUUCACCUUUGGAACUAGGAUUUGUACUGUUUCGAUUCACUUGCUGUUCAUUUUCCGUUUCUGUUGUGGCAUGUUCACAUGACUGCUUAGAUUCUUCCAAGUUAAAAUAUCUCUUACCGGACUUAUGCACUUGUGUAUUUGUCUUUACCUUAGAGGCAAAGUUUGAGGUCAAUUAUACCAAGCUGUUCUUGAUAGUAUUGCUUAGUCAUAAUGAAGCUGUAAACCAAGUCUGACGUACGGGCUCGUUUACUGUAGCUGCGUUUUCUUCACAGUUAAUGCAUUUCAACAGCCUUUUGUAGCAAGCAGCAUCAUAUUACUUCUCAUGGCAUAUGCUGAUGGGUUUUUCAAAGUAUUAAGUAGAAGAGAGAGAUCCUAUUAGUGUCACCAGUGGAAAAGCAGAAUAAUUUGGUUAUGGUCAGUUCUCUCUUUGCACACUAAGCAGUAUGAAACCCUAACUGGAUAGUCAGCGCAUGCAUCUUUGUGCAUCAUUUGAAGGACGUGCUGUUCCUUGUCCAGAGGGCAAACCAAACAAAGGCAGGUAGAGGAUGUGGGACAUGGAAGGAGCUGGGGAUAUUGCAGUGGAGAUAACUGGGUUGAGAGGGUGUAUGGCUAGAGUGGGCAUCCAUAGUAUGGGACCAAUAGGGGAAGUGGAAGGAAAUAACAACGUUGAGGUGAACAGAAGUUGCAAAAGCCAGCACUGCUGCAACCGUUGGUGUUUACAGGAUGUAGGACACAAAACUGCAAGAAAUCAAGUGGUGAGAACACAACUGUUCAGUGAAUAAAUGCUUAUAUUGCUUCUCUAUUUGAAACCCCUGAGAAAACGUCUGUAAAAACUAAUGGUAAUACAUACUCCUAGGUCCUGCUGCCUCUCAGGAAUUUAAGCAUUUUUCAAAAAUUACACUCCACUGCCCCUCUUAGGAGGCUGCCUAAGUAUCGCAGUCAUAAGUCACACCCACAGUCACUGCUAGAGCACAGAACAGACCAUGAAGAUUGUAACUCUCGUGCCCUGUUCUUCCAUGUGCUUCAGCCCUGAAGUUAGUUCUUUUAUUCGGGGGUCA